Molecule: messenger RNA, 3947 nt
Organism: Physcomitrium patens
Lineage: Eukaryota; Viridiplantae; Streptophyta; Bryopsida; Funariales; Funariaceae
Product: putative linoleate 9S-lipoxygenase 5
Biological process (GO): lipid oxidation
Molecular function (GO): metal ion binding; oxidoreductase activity, acting on single donors with incorporation of molecular oxygen, incorporation of two atoms of oxygen; protein binding
Source: RefSeq, a predicted model, not a curated record
AAUUGGAGGAAUAUGGAGAAGUUUAGGUGGAAGGAAACGUGUGUUGCUAUUUUUUUCAUGCUUGCUCUAGAAUUAGAACUCUUUUCUUCAGCUUCUGCACGGAAUUUCAAUACCGCUGGAAAUAUUUGGCUUCACCGACUUCAGUCGGACAGCGCACCUUAGUUUUGGUAACCAUUUUGGUGAUAACUUGUAUGCGAAUACUGGAAGCUUUUCUAGACUUGUAGAGUAGCAUCGUCAUAAUACCUCCAAUUCUACAUUUCCAUCCCCGAGCAGACAUCGUCAUAAUACCUCGGGGAUGGCGUCUGGAAGGAGCGCGGGUAGUCAAGAUCGAUGCGCAACGAAUAUUCUUCUGUUGGAGUUGGCGGUCAAUCGGAGCAGAGGAUUGAAAUAGCCCGCCGCCGACCGUGAGUGAGGACGAAGUUGCAGUUGAGUUUGUUUACCGCUCUUCACCAUCGUAUCACUAUUUUGUGUAGCCGGAAUGCGGUAGCCUUCGGUCAAUCCUGUGUGCCUGUCAUUCCUGUGACUUGGUGCUUCAAGGUUUGGUGACGCGAUUCAGGAAUAGGACUCGCUGUAUCAGGGCUCUCAGGAAACACUAUAAGGCCAUGGAUCUGAACGUCUCCACUGCUUAUCACACACUUGCAAUUUGCUUCAAUGCUCUUUGCACAUUCUUGUUGUAGGUCAUUGUUGUCAGCUUUGAGAACUUGAGUAUUUUAGCUCGCGCUGAUCCCUGCUCUGGCGUGUAGUGGAAGGAUUAGAUAUCAAGGAGGAGGAGGAGGACACUCAUCACUAGAGAUCUUAUUUAGGGAAGAAUUUCCAAGAGGUUGGCUUAGCCUAACAUAAUGCAGAUGAUAUUGGAAUCAGCACUUGUAGGACGGCAGUUGCAAUUAGGCAGAGCAUCGAGGAUUAAUUCAUGGAAUUCCUCACGGACUUGCCUGCAGUACGACGACUUCUCGGCCAACCAUAAAACAAGUUGGGAUGUGACCUGUAGGUUGAGUGAGGGGAUAGAGAAAUCGCCAAGAAAUCAUGGGGGUUCCGAAUACAAAACGCUGACGUUGCCGAAGUCAUUAAUAACAUGUUCAUCGGCUGCGCAGACGUUAAAAAAGCUGAAGAAGAACAUGGAUCGGGGUUUAAGACAGCUGUUGCAGUCCCCGCCUGUCCUGUAUGAGGUAGAAUCAAGCCUGGUUGAUUUAAAGGCCACCAUUGUCUUGUGCAAAAAGGAAUUCUUCGAAUCGUCGGUUGCGGCCGAGGACGGGAAGGUUUGGGACUUGGAAGAUGAACUAUCAGGGAAGCGAGUGUAUCUGCAGCUUGUCAGUAAUGACGUUGACUCAAGUACGGGAAAAGCCAUGCGUACCUCGGAAAUGAUGAUUGAAAAUUGGACUGAAUCGUCUACUUCAAGCAGUCACAUUGCAUCAACAUAUCCAACAAAAUUCGUUGUCAACUUUAGAGUUAAGAAAGAGUUUGGAGAACCAGGUGCUCUUUUCGUUAAGAACUUUCAUCGUAAUGAGUUUCUUCUAAAAGAAAUCACUGUUGAGGUUCCAAACCGCUCAAGCUUGCAUUUCAUAUGUGAUUCGUGCGUGUACAACGUGGACCAUUACGCAGCUGACCGCGCCUUCUUCACCAAUAAGGUUUACUUGCCACGAGAAACACCAGCAGGUUUGCAAGAGCUGAGGGAACAUUUAUUACAACAACUCCGGGGUAAUGGUACUGGGGAGCGGAAGGAAGCUGACCGAAUCUAUGAUUAUCAUGUCUACAACGACUUGGGAGACAGCUAUCGUCAUGAUAGCCUCAAGAGACCAGUCCUAGGAGACAGCGACGAGUUCCCAUAUCCUAGACGGAUGCGCACAGGACGACAACGCUCAAAAACUGACCCUGAGGCGGAGGACCGAGGUGACUUGUGGACGAAUUUUUACAUUCCACGAGAUGAAAGAUACACAAUGGUGAAGUCCGAAAAAUUGCAGGAAGACGCAAUUCAGACAGCGUCUAGAAAACUACUACCGGCUAUCCAAGCAUUGUACUCCAGGCAGACAGAAUUUGAAAGCGUACGCGAAAUUGCGGACUUGUUUAAGAAGGGCGUUUCAUUGACCGUACCUUCAGAUUCAGAUAUCGAUUUAGAUUCCGAUCGUACAACACCAGAAUGUGAAAUCAUCCUCACGUACCCUACGCCUAAAGUCAUCGCAGUUGAUGAGACGGCGUGGACCAUGGACGAGGAAUUUGCCCGUGAAAUGCUUGCUGGUUUAAACCCAGUUGUUAUAGAGCGACUGCGAGAGUUUCCUAUCAAGAGUAAACUAGAUGAAGACACCUACGGUGACCCUGUGUCUGCGAUCACAGCUGAACACAUCGAGCCAUUUUUGGAGGACAUGGAUGUGCGGACAGCACUGGAAGGUCACAAGCUAUUUGUCCUUGACUAUCACGAUGCCUUCCUUCCAUUCGUGAGCAAGAUCAACGAGAACCCUGCUUGCAAGGCGUAUGCGACGCGGACCUUUCUAUUUCUAACACAUGAAGGCAUUUUGAGACCUGUAGCCAUCGAGGUGAGCUUACCUCAAGAAAGUGAACCUGGCACUGUAAAACGAAUAUUCACGCCUCCUCCAAUGGGUAUGAAAGAUUGGAUGUGGGAGCUUGCGAAAGUUCAUGUGCUCGCUAACGACGCUGGAUAUCACCAACUCUCCAGUCAUUGGUUGCGGUCUCAUGCAACGAUGGAGCCCGUGAUCAUUGCAACUCACAGACAGCUCAGUACUCUGCACCCCAUUUACCAGGCUCUGGUGCCCCAUAUGAAGAAUACUCUUGAUAUCAAUGCUGCGGCACGUAAGGCGCUCAUAAAUGCAGGUGGAAUCAUUGAGAUGACCUUCACCCCACAUGCUUACGCCAUGCAAAUAAGCUCUGCUGUGUACAAGCAAUCGUGGCGUUUCGAUGAACAGGCCUUGCCGACUGACUUGAUUAAAAGGGGCAUGGCAAUCCCAGAUAAGAACGGGGACAAUGGAUUGAAGUUAGUGAUAGAAGAUUAUCCAUUUGCAACUGACGGACUCGAGCUCUGGGGUGCGAUCAACGAAUGGUUGCGUGAAUACGUUGACCUCAUCUAUUCGGAUGAUGGGGAGGUUGAGGAGGACAGGGAGCUUCAAAGCUGGUGGUAUGAAAUUCGGUAUGUAGGACAUGGCGACAAAAAGGACGCUGAAGGCUGGCCUACGUUGAAUUCAAAGGCUUCGCUUGUCCAUACCUUGACCACCAUUGUUUGGAUCGCCUCCUGCCAUCACGCAGCUGUCAAUUUCGGCCAGUAUGAGUAUGCAGGUUUCAUGCCGAACCAUCCGACUAUGACGCGACGACUUAUUCCUAUGGAGGGCUCUCCAGAGUUUCUGGAGCUUGAACAAGAUCCUGAAGCAUUUUACUUGUCAACUAUUUCAAAUGAGACUCAAGCUACAGUUAUCAUGACCACAACAGAGGUGCUCUCCACACACUCGAGUCACGAGGAAUUUCUAGGACAACGCUCCACACCUAACUGGACAAGCGAUGAAAAGAUUUCGGCUGUUUACGGGAGAUUCCAAGAGAGGAUAGGUGAGAUUGAGGAGCUGAUCAAGGCACGAAAUCAAGAGAAGAGGCUCAAGAAUCGAUAUGGCCGUGUUCAGUUACCAUAUGAACUACUGUAUCCAUCAUCUGACCACGGUCUGACAGGAAAAGGCGUUCCUAACAGCACUUCAAUCUGACGAUAAGAAGCAUUAGUGCAUUGCCACGAACUCAUUCUGAUCGAAAUAUCACCUAGAUUGAAGAUCAGUCUUGCAGUGAGCCAGACAGCAGACGAUACACUUGUAGAUAGGUUUCACCGUUGACAUCCAGCAAAGCAACGUCAUUGUGGUCACCAGAUAGUGACGUCAAUACAUGAGGCGAAGAGCCAAAAGUUUCUGCACGCACGUGUCUUCGACAUAGUAAAAUAUUGUUAUAAACAAAGUUUUAGAUUC